This is a messenger RNA of Symbiodinium natans, 2100 nucleotides long. NCBI's taxonomy places the organism in Eukaryota, Dinophyceae, Suessiales, Symbiodiniaceae. The record is from the annotation of a GenBank genome assembly.
AUGCACUACCGUUUCGUGUUCUGCCUGUGGGUUGGUGUUUUGCAAACCGUCCUGGCCAGCCUUGCUAACGGUGCUAACGUGUGGAUUUCAUUCGGUCCUGGUCGUGCGCAGACAACCCUUCAGUUUCAGUCCGCGUGUGCCUUGCAGAUUUUGUUACAUCCGACGGCAACAGUGUCGUGCAGAUUUGUGAGGGAGGCACAGCUCACAACUGUUCUUCAAAAUCUAUUGAAGCCCACCCUCAGCGCGCCCACGUAUUAUGUUCUCAAGAGCCACGACACUUUUACAGAGGUGCAGAAAGCAGUUCACCAGGCAGGAGCGGGAAACAUCACAAGUUUGUGGGUUGUGAAUAUCAGUGAGAACCUGAACUGGGCAGAGGAAGCGGAGAAGCUGCGUCAGGCGGACACAGUGCUAGACAUUGCGUAUGUUCAGACAACGGCAAGGGUAGGUUCUGUGGGCUAUCAGUUGGUGUGGGACUACCAGCCCUUAUUUCAGCUGACCUCCUUUCAGAUGCAGCAGCUCCUCGAGUACAUGCGCUAUUGGAGCAUUCUGCGGCAGUGCUGUGGCAUGCAACUUUCCGCUGAUUGGCGACACUAUCUUUGGAAUGAUACAGAUUGGAAGAACAGGUGGAGCGUCACAUCUCCAAAGUAUCCCGGAUGUGAGUCGCACAACAUUACAGAGGUGCAGCGUCGCAUCAUGCAAGCACAUCUUUGGAAGCCGAUGCUGGCUGCAGCAGAUGAUGGAGUUGCCAUCACACAAAUGGUGGUAAACAAGUCCAGUGGACAAUGGAUGAAUUGCGAGAAGUCUUACAACAUGAUGCGUGCACAUCAACUUGGCUUCAACGAACAAUUUCCACAGUCUGUGUUUGAACCGCUUACUGAGUGGAGCCUUCGGCCCCCCUUGGAAGCCCACCGCCGUCAGUUUUUGCUUCCUAUGCAAACCGAAAGGUUCUCGUCCAUGCGAAAUGGGCUUCCCCGCUAUUUCGUCCAAAUCGGAGCCUCUCGCGAUCUUCAGUCCGCUUUGCAGUACCACAGCGCUUGCCUCACACAGCUAGUCGUCAACUUCGGGAAGAACGUGAGAUGUUUUACUACUACGCUUGAGCAGCUGCUGAAGUUUCUUGAACAGGAGCCGGAUGACAACCACUAUUUUGCCAUUCGUUUGGAUGAUGCCUCCCUGGCUGAUGCAGCGUCUCUCCAGCGCUGGGAAGUUGGCCUCUGGUUGCAGUUUGACAACGAAGAUGUUGCAAACACCUCGAUUGACACUAAUGUCCACAACGUGAUGCAUGUGCAAACGGGGACCAGAUUGAAGAUGCUAGGCCACCACAUCUUGGAAGACUUUGCGCAGUUGUUUGGGCUUUCCCGCGAGAAUGUGGAUUCGUUUGUGAGCUACUUUCGCUGGUGGAUGGUGCUCUUUCAGUGUUGUGGCAUGGACAUGUCAGAGGCACUGGCACUAGCACUUACAUGUGUGAACCGUUUGGGACGGCCGUUUGAUAAGGGAAGGCAAGCAGGCGUUGGUUUUGGAGCACGUCCUUGCAGAACUCUUAGCCCACUAGACCUGCCCACAACGCAGGUUUGGUUUCGUGAUAUGCAACAAGGCGCAACUGGCAACAAGUUCGAGGCCACCUACCCGGCCUGCGACACCUACGUCUUGACGGAAGUGGAGAAACUAUUCUUGAAACAUCCUUGGUGGAGGUCAGCCAUAGACGCCUUUGACCCCUUCGACGCUUUGCAGCACAUGUUUGUGGACAAGUCUGUCGAGUCGUUGCUCAACUGUCAACGGUCAAACGCCUGGAUGCUGGCAAAUGGCGGGCCUGGAGUGUCUCUUCCCAAGAACCUGUAUGAACCGUUGCUUCAAUGGGUCCCAGAUUUCCAGGCCUUCUCCAAACCGACCAGCGACAUGUCUCCGCAUGCGCUCGAGGUCCCUGGACAUGCUUGGGCAGGGCUGCUGCAACUCAGCCUUUCAGUCAUCUUUGCUGCUCUUGGCGGCUUUGGUUGCGGGGCAUUCUUGUUUCGGCGGCAAGUGUCGCACGAUGCGAAGCUUCCAGUGACCUAUGGCCGAGCCUGUAUAGAGGCGCAGUCAGACGUCGAGGUAACGAUGGCUUGA